Molecule: messenger RNA, 3458 nt
Organism: Pterocles gutturalis (yellow-throated sandgrouse)
Lineage: Eukaryota; Metazoa; Chordata; Aves; Pterocliformes; Pteroclidae
Product: zonadhesin-like
Exons: 21
Molecular function (GO): protein binding
Source: RefSeq, a predicted model, not a curated record
GUGAAUGGCAGCAGAAUGAACCUGCCUGUAUUUAUUGAAAAGAUGAUCAGUAUUCAAAGCAGUGGUGGAUAUGUUCUCUUGGAAACUGACUUUGGACUGUGGGUGAGAUAUGAUGGAAAUCACUACGCAGAAGUCUCUGUGCCCUCUAAUUACAGUGGUCUGCUCUGUGGCAUCUGUGGUAAUUAUAAUGAUGAUCCAAAUGAUGACAACAUAAAGCCCAACGGUGACACUGCGAGUAAUUCCACUGAUCUUGGACAGAGCUGGCUUGUGCCUGAGAAUAACACCAUAUGCUCCAGUGAGACAGAAGAGCAAUGUGAUCCUGUGCUGGAGAGUGAAGCAAAGAAGAACACGGCAUGUGGCAUGAUCACAGACCCAACAGGUAGUAUGUUGGUACUUCUCUGUGAGCCAAAAAGUUUUACUGAACCAAGCACAAUUAGUCCUGUAUGUUCACAUCAGACCUACCCUCAGAGAGAUCCAACAGUGUUUGACUACCCUCAGAGAGAUCCAACAGUGUUUGACUUCCUUUGUGAGCUGUAUGAAAGCUGGUUCACCAGUUCUUCCUGCACCGAACGCUGCACCUGCAAGGGAAAUAACACCAUUGUAUGCACAUCCUGGAAGUGUGGAGUCCGAGAGGAAUGCAGUAUUCUCGAUGGUGUGCUAGGCUGUCAUUCCAAUGGCCAAGCAACAUGUCAAGUGGCAGGAGAUCCCCAUUAUUUCACUUUUGAUGGAAUGAUGUACACUUUUAUGGGUACCUGCACCUACACCUUGGUUGAGGUUGUCAACAACAACAGCGUCAUUCCUAUAACCAUCCUUGGCAAGAAUGAAGACAGAGGACUAAGAGGCGCCACAUACCUGAAAGAAGUCUACAUAGAUGUGUAUGGUAUACGAAUCACCCUUCAGAAAAGCCAAGGAAUCCUGUGGAACAAUGAGAGAGUCUACACUCCAGUGGAGAACCGGUUGCAAGGCGUGUCCAUUGGAAAGGUUGGAAGAUUUAUAGUAGUGGAAACUGACUUUGGUGUGAUAGUGAAAUAUGAUGGCAACCACCAUUUGGAAAUCACCCUCCCACAGUCUUACUUCUCAAAGGUACAUGGCAUGUGUGGUAACUUCAACGAUAAUCGUGAAGAUGAUCUGUCCUUGCCCAAUGGUACACUUGUCAGCGUCACACAGUUUGGAAAUAGCUGGAAAGUGGAAAAAGACAGUGAUGAAGGUUGUUUACCAGACUUAAGAGAAGAUGAUGUUCCUCCUUGCACUGCUGAGAAUAAACCAGUCAUUGAAAGCCAGUGCAAUGUCCUAAAAUCAGACAAAUUCCAAGAAUGUCAUGAUCGAGUCAAGCCUGAAGACUUCAUACAGACCUGCAUCUAUGACAUGUGCCAGUAUGAUGGCAUGAAGUCUGCUCUCUGUGACAUAGUUCAAGUCUAUGUGGACACCUGCAGGAAUUAUGGAAUCACCAUUAAAUGGAGGAAUAGCACAUUCUGUCCAUUGCCCUGUACACCCCACAGCCACUACACAGACUGUGUCUCCUCCUGCCCAUCAACAUGCAAUGACAUUUUUGCCUCUUCCCUUUGUGAGAAGACAGAAGAGUGCACAGAGGGCUGUGAGUGUGAUGAUAAUUAUGUGCUCAGUAAUGGCAACUGUGUACCUCUGAGCAAUUGUGGCUGCAGGGAUGAUGACAACAACUACUACAGUGCUGGGGAGACCUGGAUAACAGCACACUGCACCAAAAAAUGCCAGUGUGAGAAGAACGGUGUCAUCACAUGUAGGAGCUAUGGCUGUGAUUCUCAAGAAACCUGCGUGAUCAAAAAUGGAAAACACAAGUGCAAUCCAACAGGUUUUGGGAAAUGCCAGAUCAUGGGCGACCCACACUACAUCACCUUCGAUCGUCUGACGCACCACUUUCAAGGGAAAUACACGUAUAUUCUGGCUCAGACCAUCCCUGACCUACCUGAUACUCUGACACAGUUCAGCAUUGAAGGCAUGAACAAUCCUCUUCCUGGACAUCGACACAUUACUUACCUGAAAGAGAUUAUCAUCAAUGUUUACAGUCACACAGUGCGAUUCAGACAGAAAAAUCAGAUUUUGUUGGAUGGUGUGAGGGUGAGACCCCCUGUUCGUCCUCAUGAAGGUAUUCAUAUAUAUCAGACGACAAGAAGAAUUUACCUGGAGACAGAUUUUGGCUUGUAUGUGAGCUUUGAUGGCAGUCAAAAUGGAGAAAUAAAGCUGGCUACCACCUACAGAAACAGAGUAGAAGGCUUGUGUGGUGACUUUGACGGGAUAUACAGAAAUGACUUCACAAAUCCAGAUGGUGUUUGGGUGAAGAACGUGAAUGUAUUUGGUGAGAGCUGGAAAGUUCCUCUGAAAAGAACAACCUCUCGUCUCAGACGAGAUGUCAGCUCAAAAGCUCAGUCUGAGGAGGAACCAGAUACAGGACUCUUCCAAGGCUGCAAUGAAAAUGAGCUGGGGCAAGAAAACAGAACUUCAAGAUGCCAAAUCCUGACUAACUCUAGUAGUCCUUUUGCACAGUGUCAUUCUACGGUCCCACCAGAUUUCUAUCUCACGAGCUGCCUGUUUGAUAUGUGUGUGGAAGGAGAUGAGGAUGCUAUCUUAUGUCGCAGUCUGGAGGAAUACGUACUGGCUUGUCAGGAGCAAGGAGUCCCUAUGGAAGGCUGGAGGCAACAGACAGUUUGUGGUAUAUCAUGUCCGGCCAACAGCAACUACAGCUCAUGCAUGUCUGCAUGCCCAGCGUCCUGCAACGACUUGACCAGCCCCUCUGAGUGUGAAUUACCUUGUAUUGAAGGCUGUGAAUGUCUCCCUGGCUAUGUUCUUAGUGGUUUGGACUGCGUGCCUUACAAACAAUGUGGCUGCACAUACCUUAACAAGUAUUAUGAGAUUGGAGAAAUAUUCACCACUGAUGACUGCUCUCAGACAUGCCAGUGCACAGAAAGCUCCACCGUCUCCUGCUCUAACAUAGUGUGUGGAUCUGAUGAAAUGUGUGGCAUUUCAAACUACAGUCGUGGAUGCUACAGGACUGCAGACUCUCCCACAGAUGAAAACCCUCCCACAGGGUCUCCUCCGGAUUAUACAGUUGCCAUUGUUCUUGGAGUUGUAGGAGGCGUAGUUGUUAUCAUCAUUGUCAUCUCCUCUAUACAGUACAUGUUCAGAUGCAAACUGAAAUAUGUCCUAACUCACAUAAAAGACUGUGUGGUCUUCAGAGGCUGUUUGAAAAAAGUCCAGACAAAAUUUACCAGCACAAGUGUGCUGCACACCAUCACAUACACACCUCUGACAGAUCGGCAGCUCCCUAUUGCGCUCUCGCACUUGCUAACAGUGCGAUUCUGUGAAUGUCAGGCGGUGCUGACCACGCUCGCCUCCCCUUGCAGUCGGUGGGAGCACUGGCUGGUCCCCACCCUGCAGGAUCCCAGCCCAGGCUCCCUCAAGCAACAGGGCCCAGCUGUGCCUAG